Molecule: messenger RNA, 2044 nt
Organism: Triplophysa dalaica
Lineage: Eukaryota; Metazoa; Chordata; Actinopteri; Cypriniformes; Nemacheilidae
Gene: pdss1
Product: prenyl (decaprenyl) diphosphate synthase, subunit 1
Exons: 11
Coding region: 140-1372 (410 amino acids)
Biological process (GO): isoprenoid biosynthetic process; ubiquinone biosynthetic process
Cellular component (GO): mitochondrion; transferase complex
Molecular function (GO): prenyltransferase activity
Source: RefSeq, a predicted model, not a curated record
AUUUGAAAGAUCCAGAAUGCUCACUGCCCCUCUACCCUGUUUCUACUCGCUUGUUUCGUAACACGGUCGCUUCCGGUUCAUGCUUUCGUCUCGUCACGUCACAUGACGUCAAUGGGCAUGUGUUCUGGACCGGGGCAGCAUGGCGGUUCCGUGGAGGAGAUGUUGGAGGAGCAGAUCAGGACGUGCUGUUUUUAAGGACUGGUGCAGCGGUAUCAGUAGAAGAGCUUUCACUCACGCGCUUUUAAUGGGCAGAGAAAGCGCCGCUUCCAGAGAGAUCCUAAUUCAACAGGGAUUGUCACAUAAUUUAGAGAAAUCAAUGUCCGUUAUAAGGCACCGGAACAGAUAUCCGUACCCAUCACAGAGAAUCACCUGUUGCAGUAUACACAGUGAUGCAAAGUUAAAAGAUCCUUUCUCGCUUGUACAAAAUGACUUGCAAAAUUUAUACGGAGACAUUAAAAAGGAGCUGUUCGUGUCCAAAGCGGAGCUGAAAUCUCUGUGCGAUUAUUACUUUGACGGGAAAGGAAAAGCUUUUAGACCAAUGAUUGUGGUUUUAAUGGCUCGAGCGUGUAACAUCCACAGCAAUAAAGAGGGUGUUCUGCUGCCAGCGCAGCGCUCUAUAGCUAUGAUCUCUGAGAUGAUCCACACUGCCAGCUUGGUGCAUGAUGAUGUCAUCGACGACUCGGACACACGGCGUGGAAAACACACCAUUAACCAAGUUUGGGGAGAGAGAAAAGCAAUCCUGGCUGGAGAUUUCAUUCUGUCAGUGGCAUCGAUGGCACUCGCCCGUAUUGGGAACAACACUGUGGUCUCUGUGUUGUCUCAAGUAAUAGAAGACCUUGUGCGAGGUGAAUUUAUGCAGUUGGGCUCUAAAGAGAAUGAAAACGAAAGAUUCAAACACUACCUUGAGAAAACCUUUAAGAAGACCGCGAGUCUUAUCGCUAACAGUUGUAAAGCAGUGUCGAUUCUGGUCAACUCCGAUCCAGAGGUGCAUGAGAUCGCGUAUCAGUAUGGACGUAAUGUCGGCAUUGCAUUCCAGCUUGUGGAUGAUGUUCUGGACUUCACAUCCUGUGCGAAGCUUCUAGGGAAGCCAUCAGCUGCUGAUCUUAAACUGGGUCUUGCCACCGGCCCCGUUCUGUUUGCCUGCCAGCAGUUUCCUGAACUGCAUUCGAUGAUAAUGAGGCGUUUCAGCACUGAUGGAGACGUGGAUCGAGCCUGGCAUUACGUCCUAAAGAGUGAUGGUGUGGAACAGACUAACUACCUCGCCCAACGCUACUGUCAAGAGGCCAUCCGACAGAUCAGCCGCCUGCGGCCGUCUACAGAGCGAGACGCGCUGAUCCGUCUGACGGAGAUGGUGCUGAGCAGAGACAAGUGAGCCUGAAUCCAGAGCUCCAGACUCAGGCAGCUACACACCUCGGCAGGUCUUGUGUCCUCAUCCACCCAAACACACCCAGGCCUUCACAGAGAUCAAAGAAUCAAACCUGUAUGCUUUACCGUACUGUAAUUGCAGAGCUCUUUCUCUCACAGAGCACAUUUAGCCUCGCACGAGGUGUGUUUCUGUGCAGAGACGAAGACCUGCAGGAUCAUUGUAAUUCCAGAUGUUGCAUAGAUGGAGUUGCUGCCGUCACGUGUGUAUGUUUGUGGAUCUGUUACAAUCACACGACUAAACAUCCGUCCACAAAAGGCCAAACGUCUUUCGUUUCUCUGCAAGAUGUUGUCAAUGUACUUCAAGUGCAUUAAUAACAAACAAGGCCUUAAACCACACUGGCUAUGUACUCAAAUAAAUUAAAAGGUAUUUUUUGAAGUAAACAAAUUGUCUGUGUGGUUUUUUUUAUCCGAAGUGUGGUCCAGCAAAUUAGAUCACAAAACAUAAAAAAAUCUAUUUUUUAGAAAUAUAAGCCAUAUUUUUUUCUUCAAUUCUAAUGCAAGAAAAAAGUUAGGAAUGUCUUGCAUUCCCGAAAAACUUGAGACAGUUCUUAUAUUUAUUGCUCAAGAUUGAUUAACAAAGCACAUGUUAUUUUAUUUAAGACGGAAUGUUAUAACGAGC